This is a messenger RNA of Hepatospora eriocheir, 252 nucleotides long. Lineage: Eukaryota; Fungi; Microsporidia; Hepatosporidae. The record is from the annotation of a GenBank genome assembly.
AUGUCUUCACCCAACAACGAUAACCCUACGGGUUAUGACAAUUUGAAUUCAAAGCCAACAAAUAUUAUAAGGAGCAAUACUACUAAAAUGCAAUACUUCAAGAAUUUCUUACAAUUAGGUGCCUUUAACGACACACAAAAUUUCAUACCAGUGCAUAAAUUAAGAUUUGAUAUAUUUAUUGGUCAAUCAAAAGGACCUGUUAUCAAGCUAGAUAUGCUUAUUAAGAUUUAUAAACAAGAUCUUUUGAAAUAG